Molecule: messenger RNA, 6527 nt
Organism: Apis florea (little honeybee)
Lineage: Eukaryota; Metazoa; Arthropoda; Insecta; Hymenoptera; Apidae
Cellular component (GO): plasma membrane
Molecular function (GO): protein binding
Source: RefSeq, a predicted model, not a curated record
UUUCGACUCGCGUCUCGAAGCGUAUCGAUAUCGUCGCCUCGCGGCCAACCACAUACAGGAAAGUGUCCUCUCGACUGGAGGAGAAGCGCAAGUACUCGGCAUGAAGGACGCGAAUUGGUUGGUGUUGAUUUGCGUUUUAACGGCGACCACGGUGCUCUCCUGUCGGCAAAGCGAGUUCCAAUGCGGGAACGGGCGGUGCAUCGCCUUGAACAAAGCGUGCAACGCUGUCAACGACUGUGGAGACGGCAGCGACGAGCCACGACAGUGUUCUCCGUGCAAUAAAACAUACUAUGGCGACGUGGGCAAGACCUACGAUUUGGAGCUCCAUCGACCUAAGGAGGACAAGGUGCCUUACAUUUGCAAACUCACCUUCAGUGCACCGGGUGGCGAUCUUGGAGACAUCGUGCAGUUGACGUUCGACAGUUUCACCCUGGGGAAAUUUGUGUCGUUCACUGCUGAGGGGUGUCCGGACGGUUCGCUCCAGAUUUCGGAGGCCCAACGACCGGACGUGGGCGGCCUCUGGUGCGGUACGUCGUGGGGGCCCGCGAUUUACUACAGCGAGACCCAGACUGUCUCCAUCACCCUCAAGCUGCUCAGGCUCAGCAAGGAUCAGACGGGAUUCAAUUUCGACUUCAGGAUGGCGUACAAGAUGAUCAGGAAAUCGGACGCCGUGGUACGUUAUGGCAAUCCUUUCGUAGGAAUAACGCAGGCGACAGGUACGCCAGCGUCGACAGAAACAACGUUAUCAACGUCCUCGAGCGACUAUAUGAACAGCUCGAUGGCGAUGCCGGUGCAGAUGGUGGAGCAGCCAUCAGAAACGACGAAACCGAGUACCGAGCAAUACCUGGGGGAUCUGAUAUCGGGCACCUACUGUUCCCGCAUAUUCAGCGACUGCGACCGGAAAAAGUGCAGGCUCCAGUCGCCCAACUUUCCAGGAUUAUAUCCGCGCAAUCUCACCUGCUACUACGCAGUGAGACAGCACGACGUACCACCUGGAAAACACGCGUUAAUUUCAGUGAAACAGCCUCGUGGCCAAUUGGUGGCCAUAAGAGCGAGGCCAGCGGCGACCCAAGCGGAAUCGUCGCCCCGUGAACUUCGUUUGUGGAACGAUUGCGACAUUGUCCAGGAUUACGUGACAGUGUACGAUGGUUACACGACUCGAGACCCGGUGAUCCUGAAAUUUUGCGGAGGAGGCGAACCAGUGCCGGAAGCGAUCAGUAGCGGAACCGAAAUCUUGGUCGAGUUCACCACGUCACCUUAUGGGACGUUUCUACAUCCUACGCCACCGCACUCGCUCCACGGUUUUCAAUUAGAAGUGCAAGUGAAGUUCGUGGACGCAGACUCGCCAACGUACGCGAAGAACAAACACUGCGAGUUCUGGUUGCAAGGGAGUGGGGGAGGAGUGCUCGCUUCCCCGCGCCACUCUUUGCCACGCAACAGCACGUGCUUGUAUCAUCUACGUGGCGCUGGCCCAGCACUUCCUAGCCCAACGCCGCCGCGUCCUUUGCCCAAGUUUCCGGAACAGAGGCCGGGCACCGUGUGGAGGAGGCCUGCACCACGAGCACCGCAGCCGCAGUUCCGCGUCUGGUUGUCCAUCCUUAAGUUCCACGUGGGCACGAGCCUGUCCACCGGCGACGAGGAUUGUUCCACCACGCUCAUGGUCUGGGAUGGAGAAAUGAUGCCCUUGUCCGAGUGCUACGAUUCCACUUGCGAAAAGGAGCAUCAACGUCACGGUGACAGAUCCGGUGCAGAUCCACCUCAUCCUUUGGCAGCUCGACCCGCUGGAAACACCACGUUGCUGGCACGAUACUGUAAAGACAAGGUGCCAAAGACUUGCGAUCAUGCGAUCCUACAAAACACCAGCCGUCCAUGCUCCUUGGGCGAGAGCUUCGUAUCGAGUGGAAACACCCUGACCAUCGAGAUGAGAAUGGUUGAAUCAACGGCUCUCAGGCCGGUGAAUUUUCGCGCCCUCUACGAGUUCGUGGAUCUUCACCAGGAUGGGGAUCCGUAUGGAAGCGGGCCGUGCUCGAGGAUAUUCUAUAGCCGUAAUCGAGAUCAUUAUCCUGAUCGUAGAUUUCAGGCGCCACGCGACAUUUCUUAUGGCCGCGGCGGAGCGAAAAAUAUAAGCUGCGUGUAUCGAUUCGAGGGCGAGCACGACGAGAUCGUGAAGCUGCGGUUCAACAAGCUUUUGAACGGGAACCGGACGUGCCGCAGCGUCUCCAGCCCAGACUUUAAUCGGCUCCUCUGCGUCGGAUCGGAGAACUUCUCCGUGAAGGUGCUCGAUCUUCCCUGGCCGAAUGCGCCGCCCGUGCAACGAGACUGCCUGUGUUCCAAUCGAUCACUGCCGAUCAAUAUCAAAUCGACCUCGAACAUCGUCGAGGUGCACUUCACCGUCAGGUCUAUGGACGCGUUGGACGACUACAAUAAUCUGUUCUUCGAAGGCAUAUGGGAAUUCGUCAAGACGAUUCCUUGUUUGCAGAAGAGGAGGGUGAGGGGGCCUUCCGGAGAGAUCAAGUACAAAGCUCCAAUUGUCGACGAGGAUGAGAAAAAUUGUGAGAAGCAUCCAUGGCUGAUAGAUCCUGGGCCGAAUCAAUACCUGUAUGUAAAAAUGCACGGGACGAUAAUGUCGAAUACCAGCAAGUGCGCGACAAAGAAUCGGAUCGUGGUACAUACCGGUGGCACGAUUCACGUGUCGGUGUGCCCGAAACCACCUGCGGAGUCUAGACACCACGUGGUCGAAGUUUUCAGCGACGGCUGGGCCGUCAGCAGCAAUGCCAUGAUUCUGGUGCCGGGUCAGGACCCCGUCAGGACUAUAGCCAUCGAGUUCAUUGUCAAGGAACCGGAUACGUACACGGUCACCUGGCUCGAGCUCACUAGAAGACCAUCGGUAACAUCGACAGCAGGGUUGCAGAUGCCACGUGACUGCGAACAGCGGUGUCCAGAGCUGGAUGCGUGCAUAAACGCUUCUCUAUGGUGCGACGGAAUCUCUCAUUGUCCAUCAGGAUACGACGAGGCUCUGACUCACUGUUCUGUCCUCCUGCAAUUGCCUCCCCUCCACUUGGGCCUUGGCCUCCUCGCCAUCAUCACGAUUCUCGCCGUCAUUAUCUUCGUGAUUUGGCGGAUCUGUAGGCAACGGACGAAUCGGUCGAUAUCGCAACAUAGACUGAAGAGCAUCUCCUCCGAGACGGCGAUCAUCGAUGGAAAGGAAGUGAUUUGCUGACACAGCGACAGUUCUGUGCGGUACGUCGAGGUCGACCGGGUGACUACCGUGUGACGAUCACCCACGGUCGUCCCAUUCGUCGCUCGUCGUGGCGUCGUCGCGUCCCAUUUCGCCUCCUCUUGAAGGAGAAACACGUACCGAUUUCACGACGACGUCCACCUCCACGUAACGUGCAGAACUGCUCUGAUAUACUUUAUAGGAGACCUAGACUCUGUUCUCAAAGAUGGUUCGCUGUUCGAUGAUUUGGACCAUUCUUGCGCUUCUUUAUUUAUCCACAGAGAGAGAUUUGUUAGGUAUUCAUAAAUUUGCUUUAGGAUCCUUGUUGGAUUCUGAAAAAUGAUGGAGAUUAAAUGAGAAUGAUGAAUGAGAAAACUCGAAGAUAAAUACUUGCAGAUAUUUUGUAGAUAUAGACCAAUGUGCUGUUUGUGAAAGUAAUAUUUGAUUUUUUUUAGGUUAUGUAUGAUGGAUAGUUGAAACAAGUUGUAGUUGAAAUAUUUCGUGCCGCUAUGCGAUUUUUAAGUUGAUUUCAAUUUUUUUUUAAUAAUUGUGUUAAUGAUUUUUGUCAGUAUUUUUUUAUUUUUUAAAUUAGGUUAAGAGAGCACUGACUUAGACACUUCGGAAUAGAUUAUUAUUUGCACCGUGAUUACAAACCAAUGUGUUCUCGAAAAUUUUUCGGUAAGAAAGUGAUCAAAUUGCUUGAAAAAGGACAAUAAAUAGUAAUGAAAUCUUAGUAAUAUCGUUUCGCUAAUAGCGUAGUUAACUUUUCGUCUCUUAUGACUAGAGAAGUCAUCGAUAGAUCGAACGACUGGUUAAUCCAUCGAAAUCUUGGGUCGUAGAAAUUGGCAGAUUUAGAGGAGCCUGAGAAAUUUAUUUGAACUUCGCGCUCGAUUGAAUCUAAAGAAAAAGAGAACAAGAUAACGGUCCAUGGCAUCGAGCAGGGAAUCAACAAAAAGAAACUCGCACUACUGUCGUUCAAUCGUAUGUUGAGAUAAUCUCGACGAGGAUAGAAGACACGGUUUUAAGCACGAGCCAAUGGCUCCUCUCUCUCCUUCGCUUUUUCUUGCUCCCUUUGGUAAACGCGCGAGAUCCUCUGUAAAAUAAUUCGAUCAAAGUCGCGCGUUUCGCGGUUAAACUAUGGUUGAUUUCGUCGUGAUUAACGUAAAUUGAUUUUCAUCUUCGAUUUCUUUCUUGGUAAAGUAGUGACUUUAUCUUACGAGGAUGGCAAAUACCAUCUUUGUAGAAUUAAUAUCAGGUGGCGCCAGUAAUAAGAUAAAAAUAGGAAAACUCAAUCUUGUUUCGAUUUUAAUCAUUAAUACAAAAGUUAUAUUGAUCGUUACUAUUUCGUUAAAAUGUUCUGUAUAUAAUUUGAUAAAAAUUUAAUUUGAAAUAUUGAAGAAGUAUUUAAAUAAUUAUAAUGUUUUAGUGUCGUGUUUGGAAGAUGAAAAAUUCAGAAAAAAUUAAUCGACAUUAAUCACGAUAAAACGACCGAAUAGGAAGUCGGGAAUUAUAGAUACUGACCAAAUGUUUCGAGUGAUUACCGUUUAGGCGACUUAAUAAUAUUGUCACACACUAGAUGUAAGAUGACUUCGGGAAGAACGAGUACGAAGAAAAUGACGUAGAAAUAUGGUAGCCUGAAAUUAUGUGAUAUAUAUAACGCUGUUUUCUACGGAGCUGUGCUCCGUUUAAUAAUGAUUGUUACAUCUUGGCAAGAGGGGUCGUCGACGACGAGAAUCGAUAAAAGGAAGGAAGCGUCAAUUUUUUUUUUUUUUUUUUUUUUGACUACACGACGAUACCCAACGCCGUAACUUGUACACCAUGUUUAUACUUGUACAUAAUUGAUUAUUUAUCUAUUUGUAUCGGAUGAUAUGACACGUUCGUGCAUGUGUCUUCGCUCGCAGCUACACCAUUUCAUCACACUUUAAAAUUUAAAGUUUAUUUGAUAAUAAUCGUAACAAAGUUAAAAUAUUAUAAAUUUGAAAAUUUAAGUCUGAAUAUUUUAAAUUUAAAGAUCAAUAAUUUUCUUUUAAUUUUAAAAGUAAAGAUUUCGAAUCUUUGAAUUAAUUUUCGUAACUUUUCAGAUAAAGAUUGUUUCGAAUAUCAUUUUUUCGCAAUCACUGCGAACGAAGGCUCGUUCCAAAACUGCUUUACUACUAGCCGAUAAGCAUAGAACUCACGAAGCGCAGAAGCAUAAACGAAACGAGCAAAUUCGAGGCGAAGCGAAGGGAACCAGAAGCAAAGCCGAGAAAUAUGAUCGAAGAAAAAAUAAACCAAUGACCGGUCAGCUAACUGAAAGCACCGCCAUUAUAUUUUUGCUGUGUUCAGCGUGUACGUCAACCGUAUUGUUCGAAAAAAAAUCCACGGGAUGUCUAUGGAACGAAAGCUACAACAACUGACCCUCCAUUAUACAUUGAUGAAAAAGACAAUCGUUAAAGUAUUCAUGUUCGAACCGCACUUUUUUCAAUUAUAUUAAUUCCGCUUUCAAACGAACCGCCCACUGGCGGCAGCUAUAUUGGCGACGUUCAUCGAACAAUGGUUACCACUAUGCGAAGAAUACUCGACAAACGAAACGAAAAAUCAAAAAUAACAUUUUUAAACGAUCGUUCGAUUUUUGCAAACGUAUAAGUAAUUUAGGUCUAUAAGUUGUUCGAAACAUUUUAUAGUAUAAUAAUAAAAAUAAUUUCGAGAAAUUUCUUCGCAUAGAAGGCGCCACCGAUGCUCGACAUCUCCACGAACGAAUCAAGAUCGACAGCAAUAGAUGGAAAAAGGAGAAGGGAAUUUUUCGUCGAAUUGUCACCGAAUUUCGUCCUUACGAAAAGACUUGUCUAUACAUGCGCAUUUUUUAUUCUUAAUAACGUUGAUUAAGAUUAAUUCUCUGUACGUUCCGCUCGAUGUAAAUCGAUGUUUAUAUAUACGAUUAAUCUCGCUCGAGAACGAACUCGUGCAACGAAUCAUCUUGUCUUCGCAAUAUUUUUCAUUUCUUCAUGUGUGAUCCGUGUUUCUUGUGUUGCGGGGACCAAUAGUAUCGUUGGAUUCAACUUAAAAAACGAGAAAGAAAAAUAACCUAUCUUUGUUCUUGAUUAUUCAGUUUGCAGAUCCCGCGAUACAUUUCCAGAGAAUCGAAGACUGACGCUUUUAGUUUCGUGUUUUAUCGUGUUGCUCUUAUGACGAAAGUGUUGCGUGAUAUCGGUUCACUGCCAUUCCGUUUAUUUUAUGGAACUUACCCAUACGUUUCUUGAAAGAUUCGGUCGACCAGUGAAACGUGGACAUCAUCGAUCGUGAAGAUAUAAAUUGUCGAAUAAAAAAAAAA